This is a messenger RNA of Drosophila bipectinata, 1393 nucleotides long. It is a transcript of the gene aay, whose product is annotated as phosphoserine phosphatase. The record is from RefSeq and is a predicted model, not a curated record. NCBI's taxonomy places the organism in Eukaryota, Metazoa, Arthropoda, Insecta, Diptera, Drosophilidae. Gene Ontology annotation, biological process: dephosphorylation; L-serine biosynthetic process. Gene Ontology annotation, cellular component: cytoplasm. Gene Ontology annotation, molecular function: magnesium ion binding; L-phosphoserine phosphatase activity.
GCUGUGCAGUCACUUGAAAAACACCAGUCAACGCGAACAGUUCCCCAGAUCGCUUCAAUCGGAAAACCCGUCAACUGAAACUCGACUGGAGACGGAGACCCACUUAUCAGAACAAAAACAAAAAACAGCUGACCGGAGGAGAGCAGCAAACAGCUCAGCUCAGCUCAGCGCGUGUGCGAAUAACAAGAAAAGAAACAAAAACGAGACAAACAUACAAACAAAAAAGCACGCAGCACGAGAUACACAAAAAGAAGCGUUAUUUCGGCAGCGGAAAAUUUUCAAAACGUCGAAACAAAGCCGAAUCGUAAUAGCCGAGAGCUUUUACGUCCAAAAGAAACAAACUUGAAAGUCAUCUACCCACAACGUGUUAGCCGGUCGAGAUGAGUGGUUCGGUUUUGAGCAUCGCGCGUCCUGCCGCCACAAAUGGUCACAGUUUGUUGGCCAAGCAGAUGAACUGCAACGGUAAUGGCACCACGGCUGGAGCGGCCAAGACCACUGUGGCCUCGGCCAUAACACCGCCCAAGCAACCCCAAUUGGCGGCCAAGGUCAUUCAGCAGUCGCAGAUCAUUUGCUUCGACGUCGAUUCGACGGUGAUUUGCGAGGAGGGAAUCGAUGAGCUGGCCGAGUACUGUGGCAAGGGUAGCGAGGUGGCACGUGUGACCAAGGAGGCGAUGGGCGGUGCCAUGACCUUCCAGGAUGCCCUCAAGAUACGCCUGAACAUCAUUCGGCCGACACAGCAGCAGGUCAGAGAUUUCAUCGCCGAGCGUCCCAGUACACUGACCAAAAAUGUGAAGCGCUUUGUUACCCACCUGAAGGCGGAGGGUAAACAGGUGUACUUGAUCUCCGGAGGAUUCGAUUGCCUGAUAGCUCCCGUAGCCACGGAACUGGGAAUCCCCCUCACCAAUGUGUAUGCCAACAAAAUGCUCUUCGAUUACCUGGGCAACUACGACAGCUUCGACAUCAGCCAGCCCACUUCGCGCUCCGGCGGCAAGGCCGAGGCCAUAUCGAUGAUCAAACAGAAGUACAAUGAGGACUCCUUGAUCACCAUGAUCGGAGAUGGAGCCACCGAUCUGGAGGCAGUGCCCCCAGCCAAUUAUUUCAUUGGAUUCGGCGGCAAUGUGGUCCGUCCGGAGGUCUAUCGACGGGCCCAGUAUUACGUAACGGACUUUGAGCAGCUCAUGGGACAAAAUGAAUAACCGGACUAAGCCCAGUAAUAGAAAUUAGGGGUGUGGGGGUGGUGAAUUUAGUAUUUGAAAUCAACGCUGUUAUAGCUGAUAGUGAUGCACCUGUUAUUUUGUCCAAUUCUGUGUGAAAAUGUAUGUAUGUACCGCGUAGUUCAUAGCAAAUUGCUAAAAAAAACAAUAAAAAGCAAUAGUACAAUUAUGGAGAACAA